UGCCAGCCAAUGAGUUAACUGUUAAACUAGUCAAUUCGACCGAAUCUAAGAAAAGCCCCAGCGUGGGUCGCUUUUAGCACAAUGACGCGCUUGUUGUGCCUGAAUGUGAUUGCUGUGUUGGAACUUUUUCUUCUUUUUUUCAACCCACAGCUGCUUCAUGUCCGCGACUACAAGCCAAACAAUUCUGCCCACUGUAUUACUUUUACAGCCUAACACCGAAGCCAUAAAACACGGGAGCAUGAAUUACAGAGAGGAGCUGGCACGGUGACAGGACUUUAGAGUGCAGAGCUGACGCACUAAAACCCAACAUAGAAAGAGGAGAGAGAGGGAAGCAGGGCAGGAGGAGGGACAGCAGUCAGCCAGCCCCAGUCGGGCGUCAGUGCUUCCAUGCGACCGGUCUUCGCAUGCGGCUCGAAGUCAACAAGAGACGCGUAAACACGCGCGGGAGCCGUGGAUGUAGGACCCGAAGGAGGAUGUGAGCGCUUCCGGAUUACUUGCUUUGUUCGCCGUCUGCUUGAGUUCCGGCCACCGUGGGCUACUUGGUGGGGAUGGGCCCAGCCUCCCUGCGGGACCUGGCCAUGAGCGAGUCCGGCCAGGAGGCGGAGGGCUACGGCUGCCUCCUGCAGGCGGGAUGCCAGCUGGAAAACACACUGCAGCAAGUGAGCGUUCCCGUGAGCAUGAAGGAGGUGGGAGGCUACAUCGAGAAGCAGGUUGCCUAUCUCUCAGGCGGGCGCGGGGAAGACUCCAGUGUCAUCAUCACGCUCCCGGAAAGCUCGGCCUUCAGGGAUAUUCCCGAGGAGGCCUUGGCUAAAGUAUUUACCUACCUCACGCUCAUCCCUCGAACAAGGCAACCAGGUGUGAAGUUUAUCAUCAUUUUAGACCGAAGACUGGACACUUGGGCUUCCAUCAAGACGGCGCUGGCACGAAUAGCAGCCUCCUUUCCGGGGAACCUCCACCUGGUCCUGGUGCUCCGCCCCACCAGCUUCUUCCACCGCACAGUCACGGACAUCGGCUUCCGCUUCAGCCAGGAGGACUUCAUGCUCAAGAUGCCAGUGGUGAUGCUGAGCUCCGUCACGGACCUGCUAAAGUACAUCAACGAGAACCAGCUGACAUCAGAGUUCGGGGGAACGCUCGACUACUGCCACAGCGACUGGAUCGUUUUAAGAACGGCCAUCGAAAGUUUUGCUGUCACGGUCAAAGACGUGGCGCACAUGCUGCAGGCUUUCGGUACCGAACUGGCUGAGGUGGCUGUGCCAGGACAGGGCGACGCCAUCCGGAAUCUUUUAGAGUCUCACAAUGAGAAAUACAGAAAGCUCAAGGAGGCCAUUGGAUCGUUAUCACAAGAGGGGCAACAUCUUCUCUCCAGCCUGGAGACCACCACCAGCAGCAGUACCGCUAGGGAUGACCAUGAGCCUCACUGGGACAUCCAGCUGGACUGGGAGACGGUUCAAAGGCUCUUGGGUCAACUAAGAGACAUGGAGUUGGCCUUUGACGGUUACUUUGAGAAGCACCGUCUCAAACUGCAGCAGUACCUGCAACUACUCGCAUAUGAGCAAAGCUUUCAUGAGAUGGAGUCUUGUCUAGCGCAUACGUGGUCUCAGCAAAGCCAACUUUCCUCCAGCGUCGACACACUGGAUCAGGCUGAGCAGGCUCUCAAACAACUCGACUCUUUGGAGUCAAUCGCUCAGGAGGCGAUAUCCAGCGCGCAGACUGUCAUCCUCCACGGGCACCAGCUAUCGGCAGGUCACCACUACGCCACUGCACUCAUCAUGCAACGCUGCAACGAGCUGCGGCAUCGCUGCGACACCCUCCACGCUGCGCUGGGGGAGCGACGCGGUCGGCUCCUGCGAGCGCAGCGACUGCUCGUGUCGCUCCAGCAGGCUCAGACCUGGUGUGACGAUGGAGCCUACCUGCUGGCUAAUCAGCUUGUAGAGAAGUUCCAGUCAAAGGAGGGCGCGCGAACUGCUUUGAAGGCCAUCGAGGGCUUCCUGGAAGGCUCGCCACCCGUGAUGACAUCAGGACCUGACAUUUUGGCUCUGGAGUAUGAAGACAUCAUGACGCCUCAGUUGCAGAUGAAGUUGAAUCAAACCUUUGAAAAGCACACGGCCGUGCAGCAGAUGAUCCAGAACCGGCAGGUGGGUCUGAGGAAGCUGGCUGACAAACACGUCCGACCAGUCCAGCUGGUGGCUCCCCGUGCUGAGAACCCACCUCGCUCCAAAUCGCCCAUCUUUUCCCCUAAGCACGCUGACGGCUUAAAAUUCACAUUUGAUCUCCCUCUGCCUGGAAAAAGGGCAUCACGAAAAGGCCCCAACGCUCGCAAAAUUGAGGUCAUCCACGACUACCAGGAGAACCGCAGCUGUGUUUCAUAUGGCGUGGAGGGAGAGGACAGCCCGCGUGUCCUCAAACGUCAUGUGAUGAGGGAGCUCAUCGAGACAGAAAGGAUCUACGUGGAAGAGCUGCUAUCGGUCCUUCUGGGCUACAAGGCAGAGAUGGACGACCCGCUGCUGGCGGCUCUGCUGCCGCCCGUCCUACGCGCCAAAAGAGCCGUCCUUUUCGGAAACAUGCCUGACAUCUACGACUUUCACAGCAGUGUGUUCCUCGGGGACCUAGAAGGAUGUCUGGAUGCUCCUGAAGGCGUGGGAGUUUGCUUUCUUGCAAGGAAGGAGAACUUCCAAAUGUACGAAUGCUACUGCCAGAAUAAACCGCGUUCCGAUGCUCUGUGGCGACAGUUUUCUGAUUGCGCCUUCUUUCAGGAGUGUCAGAAGAAGCUGGGCCACAAACUGGCUCUGGAUUCAUACCUGCUGAAACCCGUGCAACGCCUCACCAAGUAUCAACUGCUGCUCAAGGAGUUGCUGAAACACAGCACUGACUGCGAUGGAUCGUCUGAGCUGCAGGGGGCGCUAUCAGCCAUGCUGGACCUGCUCAAAUCUGUCAACGACUCAAUGCAUCAGAUCGCCAUCACUGGAUAUGAGGGGGACAUUUGUGAGCUGGGUCGCGUGUUGAUGCAAGGAUCAUUCAGCGUGUGGAUGAGCCAUAAGAGGGGCCCCACUCGCGUGAAGGAGCUGGCCCGCUUCAAGCCAAUGCAGCGCCACCUCUUCCUUUACGAGAGUGUGCUGCUCUUCUGCAAGAAGAGGGAAGAGCACGGAGACGGUGGCGACAAGACACCCUCCUACGCCUUCAAGAACCGCAUCAAGUUGACAGCUGUAGGGAUCACAGAGAACGUCCGAGGAGAUCCGAGAAAAUUUGAGAUCUGGUACAGCGGUAGAGGAGAGGUCUACGUGGUUCAGGCUCCGAACAUUGAGGUGAAGACGUCCUGGCUCAGCGAGCUGCGCCGAAUCUUGACCAACCAGCAGAAGUUGCUCCGAGAUGAAGUUCAUCAAAACGGACAACUGGUCGACCGAAUGCAUCUUUCUACACCACCUUGUGAGAGUAAGCAAGAGAGAGCGUCGGUGAGCUCGGAGGACACGGAGUCGGGAAGGGGCAGCCCAGAUGCCCGGCGGCGCGAUCCAAAACACCAGCUCAACCGCAGGAGCUGGCCUGGAGCUCACCAUCAUUCGGCGAACAUCUGUGAAGCUCUGGACGAAGCAAACACUCGGGAUGCUUUCCACCAGCUGGAAACACAACCCAAACUGUCUCAAGGCAGAUAUCGGGCAUUGGCAGACUUCCUACAAAACGGACCAGAAAGCUUCCUCAUCAAAAGUGGAGAUGUCAUCCAGUUGGUGUGUGAAGACAGAAAAGGCCGCUGGCUGGUGAAGAAUCUAAGUCGACACCAAGACGGCUUCGUCGCGUCCUCAAGUCUGCAAUUGGUCAUAAGAGGGAACGGUCCAGAUGGCUCCUGCAGACUCAGGGAAACAGGCAACGUAAGGGCCAGAAAGCUCAGCUCUCCAUAGAGAGGAACGCACGCCAGCAGACCAAAGACGACGUUUUGCGGCACUUUAUAAUCUUUGUAUUGACAAUCCACACUGGCGCAAAGACUGCAGAAGUGUUGCUGCUUUCCAAGGAUUCCAUUGUGUGCACGUGGCAGGAAGCAGCUCACGAGUGCCAUUUUUUUUUUUUUUAAUGAGACCAUCUUCUCAACAAAGAACCAUUGUGGCCUUUGUGUACAUUUGCCGUCUUGGUUGCUGCUUCUUUCUGUGUAUGAACUCAGUUUCAUUACAUUGUUUAUUCACAAAACGCUGCAGAUUUUGCACAGAUUUUCCAAACAUGGAAAACAAAACCAAUAAAAGCUUGAAGUGUUGAUUUAUCCACUUUAGCCAAGAAGUCUUGGCUACGAAUGUCUUUUGAAUGCAACUGAAUGGUUUCUAGGUACGGAUCUGCUAUUCAUCGCAAUAAUUACUGUGUAAGUAAAGUUAAACUUUUGAUAAUGAUAAUGUUUCACAAAUGCAGUCUAUAAACUGACGUAAUCAGUCUACCAUUUACAAGGUUUGAUUAAAACAUACGCAAAAAAAAAAUAUUGUGGCAGAUUGUCUUUGUGUCUUCUUUUCUUUCCUUAAGAUUACAGUGUAUGGAAGCCCAGGAGUGCCAAAAUUAAAGAAAUACAUAAUUAAACGUGGCAAUAAAUAUUUUUCUCGGGAGAAAAAG
This is a messenger RNA of Corythoichthys intestinalis (scribbled pipefish), 4581 nucleotides long. RefSeq names its product MCF.2 cell line derived transforming sequence a (gene mcf2a). The record is from RefSeq and is a predicted model, not a curated record. The transcript is spliced from 30 exons. Lineage: Eukaryota; Metazoa; Chordata; Actinopteri; Syngnathiformes; Syngnathidae. Gene Ontology annotation, molecular function: guanyl-nucleotide exchange factor activity; protein binding. The coding region runs from base 549 to 3890 and encodes 1113 amino acids. Gene Ontology annotation, biological process: intracellular signal transduction; dendrite development. Gene Ontology annotation, cellular component: cytoplasm.